This is a messenger RNA of Fusarium coffeatum, 2262 nucleotides long. RefSeq lists its product as uncharacterized. Gene Ontology annotation, molecular function: protein binding. The coding region runs from base 1 to 2262 and encodes 753 amino acids. The record is from RefSeq and is a predicted model, not a curated record. NCBI's taxonomy places the organism in Eukaryota, Fungi, Ascomycota, Sordariomycetes, Hypocreales, Nectriaceae. The transcript has 3 exons.
AUGGCUCAACCUUCAACCCCCGGACAGUCAAUCUUCGGCGGGCCUACCCCUGUCGCCGCGACAACGCAGGCGGCGGCAUUCGGGGCCGACAACUCAACGGCCUCGAAUUCGCUGCAACCGACGCCGACGCCGCCCUCGGCCGCUUCGUCCAACAAUACCUAUAUUAUGCCAAAUUCCCCUGCGAAGGGUCGCAGCGUUGCCGAUGGAUACCGGCCCAAAGUCACCCGCACGCUAGGCCAGAGACCCGCUUGUCUAGUCAAUGCUUCAGUGACGUAUUGCGGAAAUAAUCAGAUAUACGCUUUUGGAGGUUUCGACCAGUAUACUGACGAAGUUUACAACCAUGUGUUGAGGCUGGACCUCGUCAGCCAUCAAUGGAGCCUGGUCGACAAUUACGGUGAUAUUCCAGGGGUGAGAAUGGGACAUACUGCGACCUUGUACCAAGGCAACAAACUCCUAGUCUUCGGCGGCGAGAACGAACAUCGAACCUACCUGUCCGACCUCAUCGUAUUCGACCUCAAAACUGCACACUGGACUCAGCCACUCGUUUCAGGCCCGAUACCCAAAGGCAGAGCAAGACAUGCUGCUGUUCUGCACGAAGAUAAACUAUUCAUUAUCGGCGGCAUAACAGGUCAGAACAACUACGUGUUGGACGAUAUCUGCUACCUCGAUCUGAAAACGUUCACGUGGUCCAAAUCAUGGCGCUUCGUCGGCAGAUUCGAUCACUCGGCAUACAUCUGGGGCGAUCGUGUCUGGGUAUUUGGAGGCCUUAGUGAGGACAUGGACAAGAUUAGCGAUCUGUGGUGGUUGGACUUGAAAGGAAGUCCGCAGUUUGAUUCUCGACCCCAGAUCGGUAUCUUCGACCGGGGCUCGUCAGCUCGUGCUAGCAACUCUCCGCGACCUCCGUACACCAUGCCACAAGCUCCUGUCGUUGGCGCCUCUGGCUACGCCGCCAACUCUCGGACAGCACAAGUCAACCCGCCUUCACACCAACUGAAGACCUAUGCGCCUCUAGCCCCGGGAUCUAUAUCUGCUCUCAAGUUUAUGUCCGGCCCAUCGAUUCCAUCACAGGGUUCCGGUCUUCACUACCACGCAUACUCAUCCGGUACUCUACUCGAUUUCGUGACACCUGCUGCCACCCUCACAUCGAGAGAAUGCUCCCUCUCCGCAUUAGACCUAGGCACCCUUCGCUGGACGAAGCUUGCUGGGGGUAGGGAGAUCUUCAAAGCGGGCUACAGGUGGCAUUACUGCUGUAUGAACGAGGAUGGCACCAAGUCAUGGCUACUAGGAUGUCCAACAGACCCUGCUGCGACUGAUAUAGGGCCCAACGGCUAUGAGGAAUAUCUUAGUGAUAUCAUGGAAAUUGAUCUUAGAAGAUAUGGCUUUCUUGGCGACCAUUUGACGCCUGAGCCAAGGUCAGAGUCAAGACCAUCUGCGACCACUAGAGCUGUGGAUCAACCCUCUAAAGGAUUGGGAUCAGAUUUGGCCAAGCUUUUCAAUCAACCUCCUGAGACAGGUAGCGGUACUGACUUUAUCAUUACUGCACUGGCCGGCGACUAUGAAGAUGACGAAACUCUCACCUCCAGUAUGACUCGCAAUGACGAGUCUUCACUUACACAGAACCAGAGCUGGCUUUCGGCAGAUGCUCCAACCUCACAGCCUAUCCAUGUUCACAAACUCAUCUUACAGGCUCGUUGGCCUCACUUUGCUCGCCUUUACAAUGCCCAGAUGGCCGAGUUUCACACCAAGAAGAUGCAUAUUCCGGAGCCUUACAGUGUAGUCAAGGCCUUCCUCUACUAUCUCUACACAGAUAGCAUUCGUGGCACGUCAGACAACGACAGCGACGCUACCACGGCUCUUUCUGACGUAGCGGGUCUUCUCGUCAUGUCGAAUAUCUACAACAUCCCUCACCUCCGCCUGCUCUGCGUGAACCGUCUAGCCAAGGAGCUCGACGUCGACCAUGCUUGCAUCAUCUGGUAUUGUGCCGGACUCGCUAACGAAGAGUGGUUGCGCAAACGUGCCGCAGGAUUUUGCAUGAUUCACUGGGGUCGUGUCGUCCGCACUCAAGGCUUUGUUCGUCUGCCGCGCACCGCACUUGUCGAGCUUUCUCAAGAAGUUGACAUGGAGGGACGUGUCAUUGGCGGAGAAGAGCUUGAGUGGGGUGGCAUGCAUGACGGACAUGAUGCUACUCGUAAGGAGAGUAUUGGCAGCAACCAAACGCAGAUGAUCGAGGACGAUGAUGACGAAGGCAUGGAGAUGAACUGA